CCCAUGCUCUACCCUGGCCAGGAUGGGAAGAGCCAGCCGGGUUCCGUCCCCGAAGCUCUCCGGCCUGGGGCGGGACCGGCCAGCGGAUCCCCAGGCGUGGGGCCGGGAGCCGUAGGGUAGGGAGAUGUCGGGGGAGAGGUACCCCCGUCGGGGUGGCGGGGGAGACUCCCUUCCCCCGACGAACGGUCGACGGCAGGAGCCCGGGGGCCCCGGCCAGACAGAUCCGGACCCUUGCCCGACUCCCCGAGGCCUCGCCCACCCACCAGCCGGUGGCUGGCAAUGCCCAGAUUUCGGCCACGGGAGGCCCGCUCUCCACCCCAAGUCCUGGGUGUCUUCGGGGGCUCAGGGAGGAAAGUCCAGUCUGAAUUCCUCGGGGAGCGGAACAGAUCAGGCCGCGCCACCUAGCUCAGAGAGACCCCGGGGGCCGAGUCCCGGAGGUGCCGGGGAUCGGGGAGUGUGGGGGUCCCACAGGUUCCCCUAACCCCUCUAACUCCCUAGCAGCCUCUGGGCUGGCAGGAGCGAGGUUCCCCUGGGGAAUCCAAGGAGACCAGAGACCGGUUCCCCACGGUUCCAGACACCUCGGGAUGCCGGAAAGGAACCUGCAGCCCCGUGGGCCUUCCGGGAGCGUCGGCGGGGUCGAGCUGCCCCUCGCAGCCCGCCGCCUACCACCGCGUUCCUCUGCGUGACGGGCGAGGAGGUUCCCGAUGGAAAGAUAUCGCCCACCCUUCAUUCGAGAUGGGACUCGCUGGGUGACACCCAGAGGAAGCCAUGUUCCCUGGUUUUAAAUAGCCCAAGUUCCCAUGGAAACCCAGCGCGCUCCCGGGGACCGCAGCUCAGCCCACGUUCUUCCAGACCGUGGGCAGACCUAGGCCCUGGGCCUCGGGGCGGCACCGGGGCCGGCAGGCCGGAGGGGGACGGGCUCAAGACCCCCUCCUACGGGGUUCCGCUUGGUGCCGGGCAGCCCAAAGCCGGUGGAGUACCAGGUCGGAGCCCGGGAGCGGUGACGGGCCUGGCCCCCCGCCUCGAAUCGAGAGCCCGCCUGCCCCUCUGCAGCCCCGAGAAGCAGCCGGAGCGGAGACGGGGAAGGAGGCUUCGCUCCGACAAGCCGACGUUUUCAUCUCGGGGCCGAAAUUCCUCUCUGGCGUCCUGGUGUUUCCGGGGCAGUCGGAGCGAGGGGCCCAGUGUGACUGACCGAGAGCCGUGGGCCCGGCUCGGUCCGCUGCAUCAGGAGGAGAGCCCUCACGGGGGAGAGGUCAGAGCUACCGACCUGCGCUCGAGAAUGCGGCCAUUCAGUGGACUGCUGGAAAGGGAAGAGAGAGAGAUCGGUCACUGCGGAUUGUGGCCGUAUUAGAAUCAUUGAAUUUCUUGGACCGAGUCCAAGCCCCCAUAAUGGACAGAGAGAUUUCCAUUCACGACGCAAGUCAGAGAGGUCCGGCUCGGCAAACCCGGCGUUCCGCAGAUUUCCUUCGGGCCGAACCUGAGAUACCGCUGUGGAGACCGAGGUUUGAGAGGACCUUCUUCGGCCUCAUUUUCCCGGUGGAGUGACUCGAAUGGGGAGUGAUGUGCUCGUCCCGUCUGCUGUGCCUUUCUCUCUGAGCUAGAGUCCCCCUGGGGUCCAGCCUCUAAAGGAGCGAGGAGGCGAGAAACUAAUGGAGAGAAACUCCGGGUGGAAGCCUGCCAGCUCGCCUUAAUCUGGGAACUCUCCUAAUGGCUGAGCCGGACGGACUCCGCGGAGAAUUCGGGCUGCGAAGAGGGAUGACUCUCGGGGCUGAGGCACGCCGAGCUUUCAACAUAUCUAUCGGUCGGUCGAUUGACCGAUCGAUCGGCGGUAUCGAACGAGUGCUGACUGUGUGCCAAGCGCUGUGCUCGGCGCUUGGAGUGUCCGAUGCGACAGAGCCGAUAGGCACGAUCUCUGUCCUUGAGGACCCGGGAAUGGACACCGCAAGCCUCCUCGAGGGCUGAUGAAUCGGGCCAACUGGGACGGUGAAGAUUUCGGUUUUGCUCUCUUUUGCGUAACUCUGCAGCUGCUCCACCGGCCUCCCGACAGAGAAGGAAAACCCACAGUCCGGGGCCCAGAAAUAACCGGGUCAGCCCGGCAAAGCAGGAUCUGCUCGCAACAACCCAACUCCCUCCUCCCCGUGCCCUCCGACCAACCCCCCAUCUGCCGUCCCCCGGCCAAGCUGAGGGAAGCCCAGCCUGAGCCCGGCACCGAUGGGACACCCCGAGGAGCAAUCCAGGACUCGGGAGAGGGAGAGCAAAUUCCACUUCCCGCCACCGACCGGCUCCUCUCCCGGCCCCCCUCCUAGGUUGUUUACAUCAAACUCUUUUGAUGUUAUUAGUGAUGAUGCUUUCAUGGGGCUUCCUCAUCUAGAGUAUUUAUUCAUAGAAAACAACAAUAUCAAGUCAAUUUCAAAACACACUUUUCGGGGACUAAAAUCUUUAAUUCACCUGAGCCUUGCCUACAACAAUCUCCAGACUCUUCCAAAGGACAUUUUCAAAGGCCUGGACUCGCUGACGAAUGUGGACCUGCGAGGAAAUGCAUUCCACUGUGACUGCAGGCUCAAGUGGUUGGUGGAAUGGCUGGGCCACACCAAUGCCACAGUGGAAGAGAUCUACUGCGAGGGCCCGGCUGAAUAUAAGAAGCGCAAAAUCAGUAGCCUCUCAGGAAAGGACUUUGAUUGCAUAAUCACCGAAUUUGCCUGGUCCCAAGCACUGCCCUAUCAGUCUCUGGCUGUGGACACCUUCUCCUACCUGGACGAUGAGUAUGUGGUCGUGGCUCAGCCCUUCACUGGAAAGUGCAUUUUCCUCGAAUGGGAUCACGUGGAAAUGACGUUCAGGAACUACGACAACAUCACAGGAACCUCAACGGUGGUGUGCAAGCCUAUCGUCAUCGAAACCCAGCUCUACGUGAUUGUGGCCCAGCUCUUCGGAGGCUCUCAUAUUUAUAAGCGAGACAGCUUUGCGAACAAGUUCAUAAAAAUUCAGGAUAUCGAAAUUCUCAAAAUUCGCAAACCAAAUGACAUCGAGACGUUCAGGAUUGAGAACGAUUGGUAUUUCGUGGUGGCCGACAGCUCCAAGGCCGGCUUCACAACUGUCUACAAGUGGAAUGGAAAUGGAUUUUACUCUCAUCAAUCUCUGCACGCUUGGCAUAGGGACACGGAUGUGGAAUACCUGGAAAUCCCCAGGAUGCCUCACAGGGCAAGAACGCCGCAUCUCAUUUUGUCCAGUAGCUCCCAGCGCCCGGUCAUGUACCAGUGGAACAAGGGGAUCCAGUUGUUUGCCAACCAGACGGACAUCCCCAACACGGAGGAUGUUUAUGCCGUCAAGCACUUCACCGUCAGGGGGGAUGUGUACAUCUGCCUGACGCGAUUCAUUGGGGAUUCCAAGGUGAUGAAGUGGGCGGGGUCGGCCUUUCUGGACGUCCAGAGGAUGCCAUCUCGAGGAGCCAUGGUCUUCCAGCCUCUGCAGGUAGAAAAUUACCAAUAUGCCAUCCUGGGAAGUGACUACUCUUUCACCCAGGUAUACAACUGGGAUUCGGAGAAAGCAAAAUUCGUGAAAUUUCAAGAGUUAAAUGUGCAGGCCCCAAGGUCUUUCACCCGCGUGACGAUCGAUAAGCGCCAUUUUCUCUUUGCUUCCAGUUUUAAGGGCACCACACAGAUUUAUAAACACGUCAUAGUCGACUUAAGCGCGUGACACCCCCCUCCUACCCCCAUCCCGGGCAGACCUCUACCCGUUCUCCAGGAAGCGGACAGGAACGACGCAAUGCAUGAUGGCUCUCUCCUUCCCGUCCGUCCAAGCGACCGCCUCACCAAGGCUGAGAUGGCUAGAGCAAAGCAUUCCUAGUGUCUUCAUCUUUACCUGUCAAGUCUAGUGAUGUUGGAAGUUACCUUUUCUAAAGUGAAUGAACUGCGCUGCAUUGAUAAUCUGUAGAUAUGUGAGCCGCGGCUUCUGUUUUUUGAACAAAUAUGAGUGUGGUCUCUCCUUCUAUUUAUUCAUGGGUUGAAAACAGCUGCCAAAUAAAAUGUUUACAUUUUCUGUCUUU
Molecule: messenger RNA, 4042 nt
Organism: Ornithorhynchus anatinus (platypus)
Lineage: Eukaryota; Metazoa; Chordata; Mammalia; Monotremata; Ornithorhynchidae
Gene: LGI1
Product: leucine rich glioma inactivated 1
Exons: 7
Coding region: 2212-3693 (493 amino acids)
Molecular function (GO): protein binding
Source: RefSeq, a predicted model, not a curated record